Messenger RNA from Meloidogyne enterolobii, 894 nucleotides. The record is from the annotation of a GenBank genome assembly. NCBI's taxonomy places the organism in Eukaryota, Metazoa, Nematoda, Chromadorea, Rhabditida, Meloidogynidae.
AUGGAAAAAAUUAAUCUAGAAACUAAUUCUUUAGUAAAUAAUUUAUCAGAAACAAUUACAACUCCUCGCAAAAAGGAUGAUUUUUAUAUUUUGGCUGAACUUGGGGAAGGUUCAUAUUCUACAGUUUAUUUAGCAUCAGAAAAGACGUCUAGCAAUAAAUUUGCAAUUAAAGUUUGUUCAAAAAGGAAAAUUCAACGAGAAAAGAAGGUUCACCAAAUAUUUCGAGAACGUGAUAUUCUUCGCCUUCUUUCAACCCCGGAACAUUCACAUCCCUUCAUUACCCGCCUUUACUGCACAUUUCAAGAUUCUGAUUGUCUCUAUUUUGUGUUAACUUUGGCAGAGAAAAAAGAUUUGUUGGCAAGGUUAAAAGCUUCUGGUGGGUGUUUAGACUUGGAAAAGACUCGUUUUGUGAUGGCUGAACUUUGCUUAGCUUUGUUACACAUUCAUGAAUUAAAUGUUGUACACAGAGAUGUUAAACCUGAAGAACCACAACAAUCGCCCGAAGAAAGGAGGCGAAAUAAAGAGAAAAGGCGUUGUUCUUUUGUUGGAACUGCUCAAUACGUCAGUCCUGAGAUGCUUAAUGGAGAGCCGUCAACUCCAGCUUGUGAUUGGUGGUCUUUUGGAAUAAUUUUAUUCGAAUUAUUAUCUGGUCAACGUCCAUUUAAUGGAGAAACAGAAUUUCUUUUAUUUCAACAAAUAUUAAAAUUAAAUUAUAAAUUUCCUUCAAAUUUCCCUUCAGAAGAAGCAAAAUAUUUAAUUGAACAAAUUUUAAUUUUAAAUAAAAAUAAAAGAAUUAAUGGACUGAAAAUUAAAGAAAAUGAAUUUUUUAAAGAAAUUAAUUGGGAAAUUUUGACCAAAUUUAAAUCGCCUUUAUUUGAUGUAAAUGAAGAUUAA